Phycodurus eques (leafy seadragon) is the source of this 5536-nucleotide messenger RNA. It is a transcript of the gene tmem154, whose product is annotated as transmembrane protein 154. NCBI's taxonomy places the organism in Eukaryota, Metazoa, Chordata, Actinopteri, Syngnathiformes, Syngnathidae. Bases 3832 to 4551 code for a protein of 239 amino acids. The transcript is spliced from 10 exons. The record is from RefSeq and is a predicted model, not a curated record.
AGCAGGCAGAGGACCGCUGUGACCACAAAGAGUGAGGAUGAGGUCUCAGCACCAGAAAGGCUUGCUAAUGCUCACUAAUUAUUACAUACAGUACAUUAGCGACCACGGACCAAACCCGGCACCACAGUAGAGCGCCCGCUCGCGCUCGAUGGUCUGCUUGAUGACGUCCUCCCUGGAGCCGUGGAGACGCCCCUGACGCCCCUUGAUGCCGUUCAUCAGCUCGAUCUGCUCCAGUUCGCCGUCAUACCGCUGCAGGUACCUACAACACACACACCCACACAAAAACAUUCAGUGGUACCAUCACUUACAAAUGACGCAACUUACAAGUUUUUCAAGCUACGGAUGUUUCUUGUGUGUGUGUGUGUGUGUGUGUGUCUUGAGUUGAGACAGAAAUAUGAGAUACAAGCACUAGAUGGUGGAACGUCACAACAAGCUGCAGUUUGGCAGACGGUGGACAAUUCGUCAAAAAAAAAAAAGGCAAAGUGCUUGCUUCAAGCUGUUUAUUACUACCCCGAGCUUAAGUUUUGUGUAAAACUGAACAUAAUUAACUACACAUAGCGUAUUUAAACCACACAACUCUUAGUUUGCUAGCUUAAUACUAACACACAAUACAAAAUUAAAAAUGAAAGCAUAACAAAUAUUAUAUGCAUUACAUAAAUAUUUUCUCAGAGUAUGCUAAAAGAGGUGCCCGCACAUUGGGAAAGGCCAUAGACGGGCUAACGAAAUUAACAUCGAUGUAGUUAUAACCCUUGAAGCAACGGAUAUUUGAACAUAAACGCAAUACAUGCGUUUAUGUUCAAACUAACAAUAUUCACAGGUGUAUAUUCUUAAUCCUUAAUCAUUCUUAAAGCCUCAUGUAGGUACGUAUGCAUCAUACGGCCCCGUGGUGGUCAAGGCCCCACCAGAGACCACCACAAUGCCCAUUGAAUUAUCAUGAUGCCCCAAUUGUUGAAUUCUUUAUAUUUAUGUUAUUACUCUGUUUUUAUCAAGUAAUAUUUGUCUUAUUAGAAACAUGUUACAAAAAUGUGUUUUUUUGGGGGUGUUGAAUCGGAUGAAUGGCAUUUCCUUUCAUUUCAAUGAAGAGCAAUGGUUUUAUGUUUUGAGUUGUGAGCCCAGUCACGGAAAAAAAUUAACUGGUAAGUCAAGGCACUAUUGUAUAGUAUAAGACAUGAAUCAAAUAAGAUCAUAUUGAGAUGCCUGCCGACCUUUCAAUGAUGUCACAUGCAUCCUUUUUGGUGUAUGUUGUCUUUUCCGGGUCCAACUGGCUCUGAAACCAUAACAGCUUCUCACCUGUGUAUGGAAAAUGUUACCCUAAAUUAAACAUUAAAAUAACGAUUAAAAUAAUAAUAAGUAGCUUACCAAUGUUGUUGAGACGUGCAGCUUUGUCAACUUUAUGUCUGCAGAAACAAAAUACAGUACAGUAAGGUUGUGCUCGUUUUACGACAUAGUUCCGUUCCUGCGGCAGCGAAUUUGUACGUAAGACGGAACGCGUCUGUCGGUAAUUUGGGAUAUUUCAAAAGUGAAGUCAUAAUUCCAGUAAAUAUUUUUAUGAAACACACUUGUCAGCUAUAAAUAUAAAACAGACAAUCCAAUCAAAACCAGUAAGUACGGCAUAUGUUGGAACUAUCGUAAAAUAAACCGACCGUUCUUUUUUCUUGAGUCGGAUUUCCUCCCGGGCCAUGUACGCUGCUUUCCGACUGUACGGAUGCACAACCUUAUCCGGGGCUUUACCCUUCUUCUGUGUCUUCGGCUAAGUAAAAAAAAUACAAUCAUAUAAAAGGAUGGACAGUCGUACAUUACAUAUUGAAAUUAUGACCGCUUGGUUUGGUUGUUUACGCAGAGGGUCGGUCUUACCAUUAGCUCUGCUUUGGAAACUCGUGGCUUGGUUUGUUGACAGCUCGACCGGAAGCGGACUGUGUUAAGUUCCGUCUGCAGAAAGGGUCCGGGUAAACGAAAGAUGGGAGCUUCCACCCCCCCCCCCCUCUAUACUUAUGCUAGUUAUGACCCCAAAUAGUAGUCUAUUGUACUGUAUUAGAAUGUAAUUUUUAAAAAAGUAUUUUUAAGAUAAGUUUGCAUUGGGUAUUUAAAACCAAUAACAGCUAAAAAAAAAAAAAAAAAAAAAGGUUAACAGCAAAGUUAUAUGUGCCAGGCGGAUCGUCGGUUUAAAACGGAGUUCAAAUCGGACGGCGGCGACGUAACCCAAAUCUGUUCGUAGUCCAUCACUAACCUAAAUUGAGCAGAAGUAAAGUCAAUUUGUCCUAAAUAUUUGUAUGAGCAAUACAUCGACAGGUCAGUGUAAAACAGUCACAUGAAAAACGGAAGUAGCCCUAACUGCGUGCCGAUUUAAAUGACAUAAAAUGUUACACUAUGCAGCAGUAAUAAUAAUGAAAUUAUUAAAGAAUCAGCAACAAAAUAUAUGAAGUAGUCUUUUUAAACUUUAUAUUUAAAACUAAUGAACGUGUGACAGUACAGUGCUGAAAACAGUAUAUUAUAUAUAACAGUAACAGAACAGUAUAUAUAGUAUAUAUAUCAAGUGACACAAAAAGGAUACCAAAUAUCCAAAUUGUACUUAAUUACACCAAUUCUGUAGAUACUGUAACUUUAUAUAUUAUAAUAGCUAUAAUAUCUUGCUUAAUCCUCCUUGUCAUCGUGUUUCUUCUGAGAAUUAUGAAUCACAUUUUCACAGAAUGCUUGACCCUGUCAUAAUUGUAACACAGCCAGCAUAAACAGCUGUGAUACCAUGACAGAUGUUAUUCACGUUAGUCUCCGUAUUUCAAACUCCAACUAAUAAAAAGCUGAGCUAUUAUUACUAUCCUUAAAGUGGGCAAAUUUAAUCCACCGGUAUUAAAACUUUAUACAGUGUUUAUGUACCUGAACGUCAACUCUGCUUAAGUGUACUUAAUAAAAUGUACUAUUUUCUUUUAUUGGCCAAGUCACCCAAUCUGAAUCUGUAUCAGGGGCCUGUGCCCCACCAGCUCUAGCACAUGAUGCUGUUUUUCUUUUUCUCCAGUACGUAUUUUCAAAAUAAUUUCUUUGACAUAAGAAAUAAUGGAAGAUAUAAAUAAUCAUGUGAAUUUUGCCUCACAGCAGGCAGGCCGAACAUUUUCAUUGGUUGUGAAACACAAAGGAUUGUCCCCUGCAAAUUCCGCCCAGCAACAUGUGGUCAGGUAAUGGAACUCUGGUAUGUCGCCUAUACCUAAGCCUAGCCUAAGUGCCGGUUGAUUGUUUUAUAUUUAACACAGACUUUUCCAGUUUUCUCCCAGUAUUUUCAUUGGAUCAUUCUUUCUGCCGACUAAAUGAUACCGGAAUAUCUUCAAUCGAUUGUCGGGCACAACUGAUUUGAGCAAUGUGAAUUCUGCUUAGCAACAAGCACCCAGAGUCUUUUUAUUGGUUUAUGGGGCACAUUGAAUUGAGACCUGUGAAUUCUGAAUGUUUUCAUUGGCUUAUUGAUUCAAGUGAAUUGUGCCUAGCAACAAGUAGUCGUCAUAUUCUAAUUGACUUUUGGGACACAGCUGAUUUCAACCCUGUGAAUUCUGCCAAGCAACAAGUUGUCGGGUCCUGGAAUUCCGGUAUGUAGCCGACCAUAGCCUAGUCUAAGUAGUAGUAGCUUAAUUUUUUUCUAUUUAAUACAUAUUCUUCUUGUCAACUCUGUAUUUUCAUUGGCUUAUUAUUUCUGUUGAUAACACAAGGCCGGAAUAUUUUCAUUGGCUUAUGGAGCAUGUUUAACUGAGCCCUUUGAAUUCUGCCUAGCAACAAGGUAUAAGGUCUUGGAAGUGUGUUUUUUCUCACACUAAACAUUCAACACGCAGGUACAGGAACAGCCUGGGUGAAAUGAAGCUCCCUGCAGUGACCAUCAGACUGUCAGGAAGUUGCGAUGCUGUGACACACAACACAACACAACAGGAUGGCAACAUGUCCGCCCCUCGGCCUUCUUGUAGCAGCAUGAGAGGCCACCAUGGGAAUACCCCACUCUUCCUGCUCCUGUUGUGGCUCCUCACGGGCACCUGGACCGGAAAAGUGUCAAGCCAAGAUGAGGGAACCGAAGAAGAAAGCAGAACAGUGGAAGAAGUGACAGUAGACCAAGAACAAGCUGAGGAGGACAAGAAAACCUCAGAGCCCACAUUAUCUCCCCCGGACGCCCCCACAACAUUAGAGCCCUCAACCACCCAGGAGGCGAACUCGGACUCGGAGGUUGCAACAGAAGAUAAAACAGAAGAUCUGGGCUCAAGAUUGUACAGUCCAGGGAGCACAGACAAGCCCGGGUGGUUGAACUCGACGUUGACCCCCCAGAGGGCCGAGGGUCUGAGCAUCACAGUCAUCCUCAUCCCGGUGGCCCUGGUGGUCUUCAUCAUCGUCAUUAUCAUGUUCGCCCUCUUCCUCAAGCGCAGAUUCAAUAUUGAGGCUGCCGUUCAAGAUUCCAGAAAGGAUGAUCCAUAUCUGGAUGGGUCCAGCACAGAAAAAGUACCAAUGCCCAUGUUUGAAGAAGACGUUCCUUCAGUGUUGGAGCUGGAGAUGGAAGAACUGGACCAGUGGAUGAUCAAAGACGGUUAACAGCGCGGAAAAACAACCACGUUUCCAAAAUGAUCGUUUUUCUGCGGGUCUACUCGUCCGAGUUGACGCCCUGGAUAUGCAAUCAACGGUAAAUUUCAUCCUGAAAACCUUCAAUGGACAGCAGCACUGGAGCAAGGCCGGAUUCAUGCGCAGGCUGUACGGUAACAAGCUAAAAAAAAAUCCAUCAAAACGCACAUGCACAAAAAUACAAAUGGAAAAAAAUCAAUCCAACAACAUACUUGACUCGUAUAUCAGAUUGAAGGUUUUGAUAAGGGCUUUCCAGAUUUGUUUUUAUUUUGUCAUUAUGACUUCAUAGGACGACAAAAUGACCAAAAACACAUUUUCUUUACUUUAAAAUGGGAAAAAUCAUCCCCUAUUAAACUCACACAGGUGAAACUUAAAUAUUUGCGACAAAACAAUGAGCCAGAUUCCGUAUUAAAGGUCUUCACUGGGACUCUCCAGAUCUGUAAAAACAAAUCUUUUUUUUUUCAAAUUCCUUGUUGCAGUUGUUUGUGGCACUGAUCUCGGUUUGAAUGCAGUUUGUAUUUUGUUGUGUGUUCUAUUGUUGUCAAUGCACCAAAGGCAUCACAGCCAAAGAUGUUACUUUCACUUUGUGCUUUUUGUGAAUAUGAAAUGUCUUCUCUUGAUAUUUACAAUAUGUAAUGUUCAACAAAAUAAAAUGUAUUCCACUUUUAUCCUGUAAAAUAAUGAUUUUAUUCUUGUAAAAUUGCAACUUCUUUUUUUUUUUUUUUUUUUUUUUUUUUCACACAGACAUUAUAACUUGUUUUUUGUAAAAUCAUAACUUUAGCCUCGUAAAAUCAUAACUGUUCUCAAAGAAUUGCAACUUAUUUUUAUUAAAUUUGGCUUUUUUACGAUAAUUUCCUUGAAACAUUCUGACGUUCAGUAAAAAAAAUAUUCUUUGAAAAGGAUGGCAAUAUAUAUUUACAACUAUUUUGUAUCUUUGUAUAAUUUGGCGUAAUUUUUG